Molecule: messenger RNA, 1620 nt
Organism: Plasmodium vinckei vinckei
Lineage: Eukaryota; Apicomplexa; Aconoidasida; Haemosporida; Plasmodiidae
Product: conserved Plasmodium protein, unknown function
Exons: 1
Coding region: 1-1620 (539 amino acids)
Source: RefSeq, a predicted model, not a curated record
AUGGACGUAUAUAAUAAUAGCAGCAUUAAAAAAAAUUAUAUUCAUAUGAAACAAGCUAUACUUUUUGCGCCCAAAAAAAGUGGAACAAAUAUAAAUAAUGAAAAAAAGGAUAUUGAAAAUAAGGUGAUACAAAAUGUAAAUGAUGAUGAUAUUUUAAACAGUAAUAUAAAUAGUCAUACGAAUUGGUAUGAUGAUGAUAAUAAUAUGCGAAAAAAUGAUAAUUUUAUUACAAGUACAUUAAAAAAAGGAAAAGAUACUAUCCUUACAUUUAAUAGCAAAUCACCAAGAAUGAGUAAUAAUAAUCUAGGUAGCAAUAAUGACAAUAUUGGGAAUAAUAAUAAUAAACAUAUUAGUAUUGUAAAUUCAAAUUGUAUGACUAAUCCCAUGAAUAAUGAUUAUAAUUCUGUCCAAAUAAAAAACAAUAAUUCAGAUAUUUAUGAUAUAAAUCGCUUAAGUAAUAGAGCGGUAAAUGACAUAUAUAAUGGUGUAUCAAACAGAGGAUUACUUGAUGGGCUAAGUUAUGGAUUAGUAAAUAAGAGCAACAGUAACCAAACAAGAAGCAGUACAUGUGCUAGCGAAUCCUGUAAUAAUAAUAUUACCAGUGUUAAUAAUGUUAGCAAUAGUAUAACCAAUAUUGUUAAUAAAUCCUUGGUGGGUGACCAUCGUAUAAGUGUAGAGGGAAACGAAAAUGGGCUUGUCCCUAAUAAUAAUUUAAGCCAAUCAGGUAUAAUUAAUAUGAAUUUUUUUCCAAAAAAUGGAACGAUAAAUAAUAAUAUAAGUGGUCAUAUAAAUAGUGAAAGCAAUUUAGAAUAUUUGGGUAUUCCUUCGAAAUAUUAUGGAGAAGAAAAAAAAAAAGACAUAGUUUAUUUAUUUCAAGAAUUACUAAGUUAUUGUGAGUGUUUAAAAAGAAGCCGAAAAAAAAGUACUGAAGAAAUAAACAAAAUUCGAAUUAGUUAUAACAAAGUUUCAGAAUUAUUAAAAGAGACUUUAAAAAGGGAAAAGAAUAGUCAUAUAAAAAUCGAAGAAUUAAGAAAUAUUAUAAAUACUUAUGAUGAAAAAUUUAAUAGAGUUAAAAACUGUUCAGAGGGAACAAUAACUAAUUUAAAUAAGAAUGUUCAAACAUUAGUAGACUUAAACAAUGAUUUAGAAAUGGAAAUGAAUAAAGUGAUUAAUGAAAAUCAGCAAUUACGAAAAAUUGCACAAAAUGAAUUUGAACUUAAUAAAGAAAUAAAUGAUUUGAGAAAACAGGUUGAAGUAUUAAAUAAUGAAAAUAUAUCAUUAGUUAAUCAAAUUGAUAUAUUAAGAUUAGAAAAUUCGAAAAUUGAAAAUGAAAAAAAUGUUUUAUUAAGUGAUAAAACAUUAUUACAUUGUAAAAUUGAUGAAUUGGAAAAUGGACUAAAAAAUAGGACUAGCAUUUUUAGUCAAUCCAACAUAACUAGCCAAGAAAAUAAUCCAUUUAUAAUUAAUUCUGAUGAAGAAAUAAAUGAGCAGGUUGAUAACUAUUUGAAUUUAAAUCAUGAUCAACGAACAGAACUUUUUAAAAACUUUUUAUACCAUUGGAGAGAGACAAAUAAAGCUGGACAAAAGUUUUAUGAGCAAGCGUUUUCCAUGAAUCAGUGA